AUGACACAUAAUGUGCCACAAACUGUGAUUGAGGGUGCUCUGGUGUUCGCCUACGUUUUCGUUCUUUUCAUUAUCAUUACUUCCGAAGUGAAGGUCUUUAGAACUGCUUUUUACGUUAUAUUCGUGGCAACAGGAAUUACUGAUGUAUGCUCCAUUCUCAUAAGCUGUUUCACUCGACUGAAUAGAGAACUAAGUCUAAGUCCAGCUUCACACUCGUUCGUCACAGCUGCUAUAAUUCUCAAUGGAGCAACUUUCCUCUCCCACAUGAUUGGGAAUACGCUUAUAGCAAUCAACAGAUAUUCAGCUCUUUGUCUCAUGAAGACAUACGAUAAG
This is a messenger RNA of Cooperia oncophora, 333 nucleotides long. The record is from the annotation of a GenBank genome assembly. Lineage: Eukaryota; Metazoa; Nematoda; Chromadorea; Rhabditida; Trichostrongylidae.